Messenger RNA from Strongylus vulgaris, 434 nucleotides. The record is from the annotation of a GenBank genome assembly. NCBI's taxonomy places the organism in Eukaryota, Metazoa, Nematoda, Chromadorea, Rhabditida, Strongylidae.
AUGAAUUUUGGAGACACACUUUCCGGAGCUGAAUAUCUGGCGUCCAUCUAUGGGACUGAAAAGGACAAAGUUAACUGCUCCUUCUUCUUCAAAACGGGGGCUUGCCGUCAUGGUGAUAAGUGUUCUCGGGCUCAUCACACCCCCACUUUCUCGCCGACAAUCUUGUUGAAGAAUUUUUAUCACAAUCCAGUUGUUGAUGUGCGACAGGCAGAUGCUUUCGAUAAGGUCGGCAGGAAAAAUGAGGAGGAGCAAAAGUAUUUUGACGAGUUCUAUGAAGAAUAUGGAGAGGUGGAGGAAAUUAAUGUGUGCGAGAAUAUUGGCGAGCACAUGGUCGGUAACGUGUACGUGAAGUUCGUCCGAGAAGAGGAUGCUGACAAGGCGUGUCGUGAUUUAAAUGACAACAGAUGGUACGUUUGCUUACAUCUUACUUAGCC